AUGUAUAUAGGUGGCGCAGACACGACGACAUCUACCCUGGAGACAUUCUUCCUCGCUAUGACGCUGCACCCUGAGGUCCUGCAAGAGGCGCAGCGCUCUGUGGACCGGGUCUGCGAGGGGCGGCUCCCCGACUUUUCGGACUACGACGCGCUGCCGUGGGUACAUGCCAUCGUGAAGGAAUGUCUACGCUGGCGACCAGUCGCCCGGAUGAACUUGGCGCACAUGGUGACCAAAGAUGACGUCUACGAGGGCUAUCACAUCCCGAAAGGCUCUAUCGUCCUCGCGAACAUCUGGGCGAUCCUGCACGACCCAGAGGUAUACACCGAUCCCGAAGCCUUCAACCCGCGCCGCUUCCUCCGAGCAGGGCCAGGCGCAGAUGCAGCGGAUGCGGCGAACGUCGAGCUCGACCCGACAGUGCGCGAUCCGACGGUGGUCACCUUCGGCUUCGGACGGCGGAUCUGUCCCGGGAAACACAUGGCGUACCAGUCCCUCUGGGUCGCAGUAGCGAGCAUAGUCGCUGCGAUUGACAUCACCAAGGCUGUCGACGAACACGGUAAAAUCAUCGAGCCGAGUGGGGAGUACACGUAUGGGCUCAUUUCGGCACCGAAGCCGUUCAAGUGUUGUAUUCGCCCGCGGUCCGCUGCGCAUGCGGCGUUGGUGCAAGCUGCUCUAGAGCAAGAUGCUUGA
Messenger RNA from Phanerochaete carnosa HHB-10118-sp, 687 nucleotides. RefSeq lists its product as uncharacterized. Lineage: Eukaryota; Fungi; Basidiomycota; Agaricomycetes; Polyporales; Phanerochaetaceae. The record is from RefSeq and is a predicted model, not a curated record. Gene Ontology annotation, molecular function: iron ion binding; monooxygenase activity; oxidoreductase activity, acting on paired donors, with incorporation or reduction of molecular oxygen. The transcript has 6 exons. The coding region runs from base 1 to 687 and encodes 228 amino acids.